ACAUGUCCAACCUCAGUUUCACCCCUCAUCAAAGGACCUUGUCUAGGCAGGAAAAAUGAUCUAGCAUUCUGGGCUGCUACCCAUGCAGGCCCUGGUGUGAAAGGAGAAGGACAGCGAUGUGUAUACUUUGUGAUGACAUGAUGCCUUGAGAGGAUGACCGAUGAGCAGGUUAAAGAUACGAUGGAGGAGUUCCUUCUCUCCCAUGGUUACCAAGUGGGCAAAACCAUUGGAGAAGGGACAUAUUCAAAGGUCAAAGAAGCUUUUUCAAAGAAACACCAGCGAAAAGUGGCCGUGAAAAUUAUUGACAAAAUGGGAGAACCAGAAGAGUUUAUCGAGAGAUUCCUUCCCAGGGAACUUCAGAUUGUCAAGCGUUUGGAUCACAAGAACAUCAUCCGCGUGUACGAGAUGCUGGAAUCACCUGACGGGAAAAUCUACCUGGUGAUGGAGUUGGCAGAAGAUGGUGAUGUCUUCGACUGUGUCCUGCAAGGUGGGCCCUUGCCUGAGAGCCGAGCCAAAGCCCUUUUCUGUCAGCUGGUAGAGGCAAUCCGCUACUGCCACAGCUGUGGUGUGGCGCACCGUGACCUAAAGUGUGAGAAUGCCCUCUUACAGGGCUUCAACCUGAAACUGACUGACUUUGGAUUUGCCAAGCUGCUCCCCAAGAACCGCAAGGAGCUGAGCCAGACGUUCUGUGGCAGCACUGCCUACGCCGCCCCCGAGGUGUUGCAGGGUGUGCCCCAUGAUAGCAGGAAGGGCGACAUUUGGAGCAUGGGGGUGGUUCUCUAUGUCAUGCUCUGUGCCAACCUGCCUUUUGAUGACACAGACAUCCCCAAGAUGCUUUGCCACCAGCAGAAGGGGGUUUCCAUCCCUGGCCACUUGGGAAUUUCCGAGGAAUGCCAGGACCUUCUUAAAAGCCUGUUGGAACCAGACAUGAUCUUGAGACCUUCCAUCGAAGAAGUAACUUGGCAUGCAUGGUUAGCAAACCCCUGAGAAGAGGACCAUGUCCACAACUCUCCCCAAAUAAAAGGGGACAGGUCGUUUCCAAAACGCUCACAUAUAUUUUAAUGUUAUGCUCAGUUUUGUAGUCUAUCCUU
Messenger RNA from Heteronotia binoei (common prickly gecko), 1091 nucleotides. It is a transcript of the gene TSSK3, whose product is annotated as testis specific serine kinase 3. The coding region runs from base 154 to 987 and encodes 277 amino acids. The transcript has 2 exons. NCBI's taxonomy places the organism in Eukaryota, Metazoa, Chordata, Lepidosauria, Squamata, Gekkonidae. Gene Ontology annotation, molecular function: tau-protein kinase activity; ATP binding; protein serine/threonine kinase activity. Gene Ontology annotation, cellular component: cytoplasm. The record is from RefSeq and is a predicted model, not a curated record. Gene Ontology annotation, biological process: protein phosphorylation; intracellular signal transduction; microtubule cytoskeleton organization.